CGCGUUUUAGUAAGUCAACUAAAUGAAGGCUAUCUCCGCUUCGUUCAUUUUAUUUUCUGGGUUUAGUCGUGUGGAUUUCAGUUUAGUUUUUCACAAUGCUAACAUAAGAACCAGGAGAAUUGGGCCCUGCUAAGUAUUUCCUUGCAGUUCUUCAUGUGCACUUGAGUCUCCGAGCGCAGCCAAAGGAAUGACUUUGCGUGGCUGACGUCAGAAAUACCUCACCAGCAGCCCUGACGGUGGGAAGGGAGCUGCUGCAGUGGAAAUGAGGAGCAAUCGUGGAAGAGGAGUCAGUCCGACCUUGUCUGGCUCGCUGUCCCCCCCGUGCGUAAACGCCGCUAAAAUAGUUGGUGGCGCGUAAAGCCACUUGGGGCGCAUCCACCUUUGGUCUCAUUCAUGUUUUUUUAGUCGCAACACUUCCACGCCUGGGUGAUGUGCACAGGAAUACAUCGGCACUACUCCAACCUCUUCCGCAUAUUGGAUUUCAAUGCAAAGAGAAGGUCGCCAACGUCCCCCUAAGGAUACGAGGAAAUGAAGACUUGCGGCUGACACGGACUCUGUAUUUUCUUUUCUUUUUUACUUUUGAAACGUUUUUCUGCGCCGUUUUUUUUGUUCAUGAAGGGAUUUUGAUCAACUCGCGAGGCUUUCGCUCCAUAUGUGGGAUUAGUCGUUGCCCUGCAUGUAUUAGAAAUCAGUCGAGUUCUGGAUAACCCUGCGCGUUGUGCAGUGCACUGUUUCGAUCAUUAUGCAUUUGAUUUAAGACAAACGCCCCCGUCUAUGUAAAAAAAAAAAAAAAAAAGCACCACAAUUACGCCGGUAUGUCGAACGAGUCCAAUCGCCACAUUGUGGAAAAGUACAUCUGCCAUAAACUCUCCAAACGAGGCUACGUGUUCGGAUUCGACGACGUCGGGGAUGAAGACGCAGCCAACAACGGCUUAAUGGUUGUCCCGCCACCGACCCUGGUCCGCCGGUGCCGCGAAGCCGGGCCCGACGGAGAGAGCGUCUCGCACCUCUGCAAACGGCUCCCGCCGUCCGACCCGACCGCCGCCGCCACGCACCGAGUCCUGCGCGAGGCUGGGGACGAACUCGAGAGACUGUACCAGCCGGACUUCACGGAGAUGUCGCGGCAGCUGUACCUCACCUCCACCACGGCGCAGAGGAGAUUCGCCGAGGUGAUCGACGAACUGUUCCGGGACGGGGUGAACUGGGGCCGGAUCAUCGCUUUCUUCGAGUUCGGCGGGACGGUGUGCGUGGAGUGCGCCGCCAAGGAGGAGAUGACCUCGCAGGUGGACAACAUCGCGGAGUGGAUGACGGAGUAUUUGAAUGGACCGCUGAACAUCUGGAUACAAGAUAACGGGGGAUGGGACGCCUUUGUGGAGCUGUACGACAGGCAGAGGGACUCCCUCUUCAAUAGCUCCUGGCCCUCCAUCAAGACGGUCUUCGGUCUGGCUGCACUGGGGGCCGCUAGCCUCACCAUCGGAGCAUACCUCACACAGAAGUGAGCGCACCCCGACUCGCUCCCCCCCCUCCCCCUCCCUUCCAUUUUACAGAUUCCCACUGACCCCUUAGAGACAACCUUCAGACUUUCUCGAAUCGUGCUCUCUUCAAAGCCCCCCCUUUCAGAAAACUCCCUUCUCUUCUCCCCCCCCCCCUCCCCAUGUCAAGACAGACACAAAUCAGCUCAAUUGAAGCAACCAGAUGCACAGCCCGUACGGAGUAAAAAGGACGUCUUGAAACGAGGCAGCUUCGCUGUACUCGCGCCAGACGGAGUACGACAUCAACUGGCCUGCAUCUGUUCCGUUUUAUGUUUGUUCUGCCUGCUUCUGUCCCAGUUAUAGCAUGAAUGUGGAGUGUUAGAGUAGACGUCGCAUGUGUCAGAGCUCACGCGGGACCUCGUACUAGGAGGCCUCGACAAUGGAGGGUGCACGGACAAUGAUGCCCCACACUGGAGAGGCCACAGCCCCGCCCCCUGCCUGUUAGGGUGAAGAACCCCGUUUGAACCAUUGACUUCGGUUACACCCCCCCCCCCCUCCUCCUCCUCUCCCCCUGCAGCCCGUCCUUCAAAGGACUUCCUCCUCAGAACAGCUGCUCAGAAUGUAAAAUGGAAAUGGCUCGCUGGCUUGUGUCUACUGCUUUCACUCCUCAGACAGCUCCAGUGAUCUCUGAACACGCUCCGCCAUCACACUGCACCAAGGGCCAGGGGAGGACUGAGCUCCGAUGAUCUUUCCUCUGGAGCCUCGAGAGCUCCUCAAUCCCGAUCUUUGUGUGUGUGGGGUUUUUUUUGUGUUAUUUUUGCAGCAUGCCAAAUCCCCCAAACUGUGUUGUUUCAUCACAGAAAAUUGCUUUUCCGAGCAAAAAGAAAAGCUGAAGAAGCACAACAAGCAUGACAAUAAAUUCAUGAGUUGAUGAACACAUUGAGCACAAAGUAAAAGACUGAGGUAAAAGUAACGAAGCCUCUUAUUUGAAAUGUGGAUUCAUCAAGCGAGGCCAACGGAGACCAGCGCUCGGCAGAAAACCCUCACACAUCCGCACCGAGCGGCUCUUUGAGGCCAUCCACUGGUUUCCAUUUCCUACCAGCGCUCCCACACAGUCCACAUUCGGGACGAUUCCUGGGGCCCACCAGGCGUUUCCCAGCCGACUCAUCGUCAGCACGUGCCCCCCCCCCCACGCCGGAGUCCACUCGGACAAAAAGACGCACGUUUGACGUGGACGGAGAAAGAGAAAGUGGCCCGUGGGUUACAGACGGCGGCGUGGAACAGCGGCAGCAGGGCUCUCAGUGUAGGACUGAAGCGUCCCGUGUGCUGGAACCUGAGAUGUCCCUGAAAUGCAUUCACUCAUCGAUCCGGUUCAUUGAUGUUAGUCUUGUGUUACGGUCUGAUAGAAAAAUCUGGAAGUGCUUAUAAGCUCCGAAAUAUUUUGGUUUAUAUUUUGCAAUGUUUUUUUUCCUCUCUUUCUGUCCUCUGUCAUUUAAGAUGUUCAACUUCUUUGUUGCAUGGAUGAAAGGUCGGUAUGUCGUCACACAACAACAAUCAUAACAGAAUAGGGUAGCAUAUAUCGAAACAAAUAACAGCAAAGGAGGUGCAUUUUUCUAUUUAUUGAGAGGUACCUGACCACAGAUUUAUUAUCAGUACUUUAACAAAAAAUAGAUUUCACUUUUUAUAUUCUACGGAAUCACACUGUAAUUUUUUUUCCUGGCUGCUAUUAUAACAAGAAAAAUGAUUUUAAUUUUUGUGUUGUAUUAACUAUGGCUUAAGGCUGCUAUACUGUUGAUUUUACUUUUACUUACAGCUUAACCUGCCACAGAUUUACAGUAUAGUUCUAAAGAGCUGGAAACCAAAGUUAACGUGUAUUCAUCUUUAAUUUCAAAAAGAAAAAACAAAAAGUAGCUUAAGGAGAAUACUUCUCUUCAGUGAUUCUAUUCAGAGGUCUUCUCUCUGCGGAGGGUUUGUCUCGCGUUACUGUGCUAUCCGCUUAACUUUAGUCAGCGUUGUGCUCCCAUGAUAACUCACUGCUUAUCUGUAAAAUGUGGACCUGCCUGACUCAAACCUAGUUUCAGUUGUCACUAUCAACCCCAUUUCACAUUACAGCAGCUCACAGCGUGUGAAAUAUUUCUAGUGGUGUGUGUUUGUGUGUGUGUGUGUAAGAGGGCAUCAGAAGGUGAUUUAUGAGCAGUGAACGGCUCAACAGCAAUAUACUGUCAUUUUUAUAUUCUCUGUGCAUUUAUGAAUGUAGGCGCAAUGUUGCUGUACUGUUUCAUGUAUAAUCACAAACCUGUAGCACUUAAAAAAAAAAAGAAGAAAAAAAAAGUGAAUUGUGUUUCUGUUGUUUACUGCUUUAAUCCACAAUAAGCUAGCGGGAUCAUAUUGUUCCUAAUAAACCGGAUUUCUCAAGCA
This is a messenger RNA of Pungitius pungitius (ninespine stickleback), 3890 nucleotides long. It is a transcript of the gene bcl2b, whose product is annotated as BCL2 apoptosis regulator b. The record is from RefSeq and is a predicted model, not a curated record. Gene Ontology annotation, biological process: negative regulation of intrinsic apoptotic signaling pathway; intrinsic apoptotic signaling pathway in response to DNA damage; extrinsic apoptotic signaling pathway in absence of ligand. Gene Ontology annotation, molecular function: protein heterodimerization activity; protein homodimerization activity. NCBI's taxonomy places the organism in Eukaryota, Metazoa, Chordata, Actinopteri, Perciformes, Gasterosteidae. Bases 816 to 1499 code for a protein of 227 amino acids. The transcript has 2 exons. Gene Ontology annotation, cellular component: mitochondrial outer membrane.